Messenger RNA from Orbicella faveolata, 956 nucleotides. RefSeq names its product acid phosphatase type 7-like. Gene Ontology annotation, molecular function: acid phosphatase activity; metal ion binding; protein binding. The record is from RefSeq and is a predicted model, not a curated record. NCBI's taxonomy places the organism in Eukaryota, Metazoa, Cnidaria, Anthozoa, Scleractinia, Merulinidae.
AUGGUACAAAAUGCUGCCGAAGGAAAGGAGGAUGCAAGGAGUGUCAAUGCAGAGCAGUCUGAACGCGACAGGUACCAUGACAAAAUUCACCGACGGCGGAUGGGAACACAGGGUCCUGUAUAUACACAAGACAAAGCUGACCGGGUUGACUCCGAAUCAAGCAUACGGAGUGGAGAUAGUUGGAGCCCUCGCUUUGCAGUGUAUGGAGAUUUGGGUACAGGCGGUCAGUCGCUUUCGAUCUUGAAAGAAGAAGCGAAACAAGGAAACUUUGAUGUCAUCCUACAUGUUGGUGACUUUGCGUACGACAUGCACUCGUUACAGGACAAUGCGCGGGUUGGUGAUAAGUUCAUGAACGAGAUUCAACCAAUCGCUGCCCGAGUACCAUACAUGACGUGUCCAGGAAAUCACGACACUGCCUACAAUUUUUCAAACUACAAAAACAGGUUUUCCAUGCCAGGCAAAAACAUGUUUUACAGUUGGAACGUUGGUCCAGCCCACAUUAUAAGCAUUUCCACCGAGUUUUACUUCAGACUCCAAUAUGGAUCGCACCAAAUCGGUAAUCAGUACAGGUGGUUAGAAGCUGAUCUCAAGGAGGCGACGACAUUGAUUAAUCGAGCGAAACGUCCGUGGAUUAUCACAAUGGGUCACAGACCAAUGUAUUGCUCAAACGAUGAUGGCGACGACUGCGCCAAAAAGGAAAGUGUGGUUCGAACUGGUCUUCAUUCAAAAUAUGGAUUGGAGGAUCUUCUUUACAAAUAUGGUGUUGAUCUCAUGAUAUGGGCUCACGAACAUUCUUAUGAAAGACUUUACCCAGUUUAUAAUCAAAAGGUAAGAUAAUAAAGGCGAUUUGGACUUCCAAAAACUUUCAAAUCUCUGGAUGGAAAAAGCCCCAAUGAGCUGAAACAUUCUUUGCAAAGUUUUGACUUUUUAAACCCGCGAUGGCCUCAUGGUUAGUG